AUGACAAAAGGAUCUCAAACCAUAGAUGAGUUUCUCAAUCAUGCAAAAUCUCUUGUCGAUGCCCUCUUCUCCAUUCAAAAGCCCGUCUCCGGUGAAGAUUUUGUCACGGCUGUUCUCUUUGGCCUUAGUUCUGACUUCUCCAUGCUUAUCACCACCAUCCUGAAUCAACCCACUCUGCCAAGCUUCACAGACCUCCGCUCUCGUCUACUAGUCCUUAAGAACCAGACCUCUCCCUCCUCGGCCUCCGCAGACAAUACCACAGCCCCUCAUCACCACUCACCCUCCAUCUCAGCCAAGCUCAUCCACCUCUCACCAAAGAUCCUCCCAUCUGUGCGGUGGUUCUCGUGGCGAGGACCAGGAGUUAAAAACAAAAAACAAAAACAAAAAGAGAAGUGCUAUAUGCUCGAAGCACACAACAUUAAAGGAAGAGUUCACUAA
This is a messenger RNA of Prunus armeniaca (apricot), 438 nucleotides long. Lineage: Eukaryota; Viridiplantae; Streptophyta; Magnoliopsida; Rosales; Rosaceae. The record is from the annotation of a GenBank genome assembly.